GGUUAAAAAGCCCCCAAAGAAUCAGAAGUGCUUUUAAAACUAGACUCAGGUUAUUCACUGCUGGACUACCCGAUAUCUACUAUGUGUGUGUUACACAUGCUGGUUAUACUGUGCAAAUGGGGCAAUUGCUCAUCAGAGCAAAAGUCCCUUUCAAUGGAAAAGGAGCAAAUGUAGCUUUAUUAGAGGGAAGGCAGUAGCCAAGUGAAGCAGCUGGAAUCACACUGAAGUCACUCUGAACUCUGCAGAUCAUUUCAUUCUUCCUUCUGCUACAGAGCUCACGUCCCUGAUUUACGGUGCCUUUUGUUUCAAAGAACUAAGAAAGCUACAACAAGACUUGCAGGCAAACUCUGUAAGAUGAUAUAGCACAUACUGGCCAAAACAGCUUCUUGGAAGAAAGACUGUGAUACUCAUGUAUUUCAAAGAUUGUUUUGAAUCAAGAAAAGAUAUGAAAGUAUGCGUGAAUUUAAUUUUUAAUGACUUCUGAAUAUGUUUAUACACACUUCAAGGAGUUUUAUCCUGUCAGAGAAUGAAAGCAACUCUGCAGCAUGACAUUUGAAGAUUUUGAGAACUAUUCUUAUUUCUACGACCUGUCUGAGGAAGAUGAGUCACCCCAGUCCUCCCUCAGCAUUGCCCAUAUUAUUUCCCUUUUCUUUUACAGUGUGGCAUUUCUGCUGGGAGUGCCAGGUAAUGCCAUUGUCAUCUGGUUUAUGGGCUUUAAAUGGGAUAAAUCUGUUUCUACCCUCUGGUUCCUCAAUCUGGCCAUUGCAGAUUUCAUUUUUGUUCUCUUCUUGCCCCUCUAUAUUACAUAUGUGGCAAUGGGCUUCCACUGGCCUUUUGGGAAGUGGCUCUGCAAAAUGAACUCAUUCAUUGCACUACUUAAUAUGUUUGCCAGUGUUUUCUUCCUGACGUUCAUCAGCCUUGACCGCUACAUCCGCCUUGUCCACCCAGUCUUUUCCUACAAAUAUCGGACUGUAAGGAACACCCUUGUUCUCAGUGGGGUCAUUUGGAUGUCAGCUGCAAUUAUUGGUGGCCCUGCCUUAUACUUUAGAGACACAGCUACGGUUCUGAACAAUGUCACCAUUUGCUACAACAACUUCCAUGUGCACGACAGAGAACUUAUUUUGCUGACACAUCACAUUCUCAUUUGGGUGAGGCUUGCGUUUGGUUACCUCUUCCCUUUAGUGACCAUGGUCAUUUGCUACUCAUUGCUGAUUGUUAAAGUGAAGAAAAGAACUGUAUUGACUUCUAGCAGGCUUUUCUGGACCAUCAUUGCCGUAGUUGUAGCUUUUUUUGUUUGCUGGACACCAUAUCACAUAUUCAGCAUUGUGGAGUUGUCUGCUCACCAUGACGAAAACUUGCAUGACUUACUACAGGAUGGCAUUCCGCUCUCCACUGGCCUUGGUUUCAUCAACAGUUGCCUCAAUCCAAUCCUCUAUGUUCUGAUAAGCAAAAAGUUCCAGGCCCAGGUCAAGACAACAGUCUCUGAGGUGCUAAAACUGGCUCUGUGGGAAGUGAGCCGCUCGGGAACUGUCAGCGAGCAGCUGUGGAGCUCGGACAACAGCCAUGCGCCUGUGCACUAUUGUGAAACUGCCCAGUGACUGUUCUCGUCAACAUCCCCCUCCAGAAGAGAGGGAGAUUUGGAAGUGUUCUUGACUUCACAUCUGACAGUCAGAUAUGCAUCUUUGCAUAUACAGUUUUCUAUAAACAGCUGGCUUAAUUGCACUUGCUGCUUUAAUUGAAAGGUUUUUAACGGACACAUCGUUUGGGUGUGGUGUCCUUGCAAAGCACAUACAGCCUGAGCUGAAAGUUGUCAGCAUAAGUGGAAUUACUCCAACUGGGUUUUUGAUGAGGAAUAUUGUUUUAAUCCCAUUGUUUUGCUAUGGUUCCAUACCUCAUUGAUAUCAAAAGAGUACAUAAUAAAAAUAUUCCUCCUUGCCAUCACUGAUACCUCUCUUGUUUGAGGCAGUCUCAUUCAAGAGGUUGUAGCCAUACAUCAGUGGCCAUGAGUCCCGAUUGCCAAGCGCUGCCUGAAGUAGGAAUCACCUAGCUACUUCCCAGCUAAGUGAAGUGGCUCCCCUCUGCAGCUGGAGAAGGAUCCCAAGACAGAGAACCCUGAAUUGCUGCCUUCUCUUGUCAAAAAAGAAAAAUACGGAAAUAAAAUGUGUCUUCUCCCAAUGCUCUUUAUCUUAUACUCAAAAUUAAGACAGGAGACCCUAUGUUUUCUGGUCACUUAUUCUUGUGCUUUUAGCACUAGCUGGGUGCAAAAUACUGAGCAGAUGUUUCAUACAGGUAUUGGGUUCAUUUGAAAUGUGCAAAGAAUUAGUGAGAAUAUUUCUUACAGAAGCUGAGAUUAAAGGUCCUGUGCCAUACUUCUUUUAAGUUUUUAGGCUUCAAGUGGUUUACAACUAUUGGUUGCUUUUUAUUGCUCUGUCAAGCAAAGAUAAAGAAAUAACAUUUUGUUUGCCUUAAUGUCAAGCUUCAAAAAAUGGGUGUAGUGAAUUCGACAAUAUUCUGUUACAAGUCUGUAGCCAAAUUUCGACUUCAUUGCCAAAUGAGAGGCAAGACAGUUCAUCCAGGAAAUGGAGUCCACUCCCAUAAGAAAGAUGAAGUAGUCCCAGUUAUGCUGUAUUCUGUUCCAACUUGUUGCUUGCUGCAGAAUCACACACACCAAUGCAAGUAUAUAUACAAACAGAUAUGCUAUGUGGAGUGAAUCAAUUUCUGAUGCAAUACCACUUAAUUAAAAAGUUGAAUGUGGGACGAAACUCCACUAAAAGUAAAAGCACAGAGCUUUGGGUAAAUUUGAACUGUUUUUAACUUGCUAUUGGCUUAGGUAUAUAGAAUAAAAUUGCCUUUCAGAUAAUCUACCUAGUUUCUAUGGCCUGCCAACACACAUUAGUAGCAUUUAUACUGUAAUUGAGGCCUUAUAUGUAAAUAGAUUUGCAGUUGUAUAAAAUAUGUAUAUGUAUGCAUUACCACACCCAGUACUGGUAGCUGUACAAAUAGAAACAGUCUGACUGGUCUUUAACUAUUUCUUUGGGCUCUGGUUUCAGAGCCUGGGAGAGUCAGGCAGGGAUCAGUGGAAUUUCAGCGUAUUUCACUUCAGGCUAGAAAGCUGGUAAACAGCACUCUUCCUUUGAGUCAUUUGCUGCCUGGUACAUAGUUACUCAUCAUAAUAUUUUGGCACUGUGCUGCUGAAUAUGCCUAAAUGAAACAUCUUGGAGUUUUUCUUCACAUGUUCCCUGACAUCUUUCUAGGAAUGAUGUACUUUCCUGACUGUAGUCCAAAUGAAGUAAUAAAAUUUUGUUGUUUCCAAA
Messenger RNA from Corapipo altera (White-ruffed manakin), 3314 nucleotides. It is a transcript of the gene CMKLR2, whose product is annotated as G protein-coupled receptor 1. The record is from RefSeq and is a predicted model, not a curated record. Gene Ontology annotation, molecular function: complement receptor activity; G protein-coupled receptor activity. Gene Ontology annotation, cellular component: plasma membrane. Gene Ontology annotation, biological process: positive regulation of cytosolic calcium ion concentration; phospholipase C-activating G protein-coupled receptor signaling pathway; complement receptor mediated signaling pathway. The transcript is spliced from 5 exons. Bases 546 to 1598 code for a protein of 350 amino acids. Lineage: Eukaryota; Metazoa; Chordata; Aves; Passeriformes; Pipridae.